AUGCGGAUUGCUUCCUUUACUUGGAGGCGGAGGCUCUCAGCGCCGCCUACAGAACCCUCACCACCGGAGGCCUCCAUCUCCGAGGAGUCCGAGGGGGCAGCCUUUCCCAGGGCGCUCCCCUCCGCUGCCAGCCGCUCUGCCGGCUCAAAUCGGCUCCCAGCCGCCCUUGUGGAGCCCUUCCCCUUGCCCCUACCCCGCGCAGCCGUGGGGAUUUUGGGGGCUGGGGCCUCCUGCUCGUUGGAAGACGGCUCCAACCUGGGACGUUUAAAAACGCCCCGGUCUUUCUUGUGGCGCAGCGCGAUGCUGACGCCAGACAAUGAUGAGUCGGACUCUGAGUCCGACUCCUUCCUGCUAGAGGCACGUGCACACGAUGCAUCUAGCGCCUCGGUUAUAUUCGCAAGCGAGCUGACCUCGCUUGCGUUCUCCUCACCGACAUCUCCAUUGAAGUCCCACGAGUAUGGGGGAAAUAAGAGGUCCGCCCAGGGAGAGCCCCCUGUCCCUGGACCCGGAACAACAAUUUGUGGCACACCGAAUCCGCGACACGUUGCACGGCAACUGGUUGCCCAGACACCGCGUCAACCGUCCAGUAUUAUUGUCUCGUCUGCGGUGGUGGUUGCGUUCUUCGUGUGCUGGGCUCCGUUCCACUUCCAGCGCCUCUUCUUCAUCUACGGCACCUCCUCACGGCACUACCACACCAUCAACGAGUACCUGUUCUACGUGGCCGGCGCCUUCUACUACAUCUCUGCUACUGUCAAUCCCAUACUUUAUAACGUCAUGAGCCAUAGGUACCGCAUCGCGUUCACAGAAACCCUCUGCUGUGGUAAGGUCAUCAGCAAGAAGAACAGAUACCGGGAGCACUCCAGCAUCAGGGAAACCAUGGUGAACCAUACCUCAGAUGGUACCAACCUGGUCAGGGUCCGCUCCGAGAUCCAACACAAAAGAAACCGACUCGAUAGACGAAGCAGGAGAUGCAGCUACUACGGGACGGAGACCACGAGCCUUUGCAGCGAGAAAUGGAGACAGGAAACCCCAAAAAAGAUGAACAGCAUGCUCAUCAAUGACAGGAACAGUGUAUCUUCAACCCUAUGUAAUAAUAACGAAAGUCAGUUAUUGUAUAGCGACUUCAAAAUAGACGGUGAUGUCACUUAG
This is a messenger RNA of Spodoptera exigua (beet armyworm), 1149 nucleotides long. The record is from the annotation of a GenBank genome assembly. Lineage: Eukaryota; Metazoa; Arthropoda; Insecta; Lepidoptera; Noctuidae.